GGGGAGCGAGUGCCCAACUGGUGAGUUAAGUAAGAAGUUACAGCACACUGCGGCCCAACACUCUGUAGCCAAUCGUCGAGGUGGACGCAUGAGCGCUUGCGCAGAAACCGGGUCAAAUUAUAAACUGUGCGGAAAGUAAAAGUGUUCGAACAAGAUGCAGCUAACUCAGAUCCUAGUCGUGUGCGCGGUGGCAGCAGUUGCUUACUCAGCAGAGACCCCAAGACCUGCGGUCUCCGACACAGCCCUGGAUGACGCCCUGAACGACAAGCGGUUCAUACAGAGACAGCUCAAGUGUGCGCUCGGUGAAGCGCCCUGUGACCCCAUAGGAAAGCGGCUCAAAACUCUAGCGCCUCUUGUACUUCGCGGCGCCUGCCCUCAAUGCACGCCUCAAGAAACCAAACAGAUCCAACGCACGUUGUCUUACGUGCAGAGGAAUUUCCCGCAGCAAUGGGCUAAAAUAGUUCGCCAGUACGCCGGCUAGGCUAAACAACAAGUUAAGACUUUAUGAAAACAUGUAAAAUCAGUUCAAAUAUAGGUAAUAAUGGAACUGUUAUUUCUAGAACUCCAAAUUCUGGCAUCUAAGUUGUGUAUUAAAAACUUA
Pectinophora gossypiella (pink bollworm) is the source of this 601-nucleotide messenger RNA. RefSeq names its product allergen Tha p 1. The transcript has 3 exons. Lineage: Eukaryota; Metazoa; Arthropoda; Insecta; Lepidoptera; Gelechiidae. The record is from RefSeq and is a predicted model, not a curated record. The coding region runs from base 155 to 481 and encodes 108 amino acids.